AUGGGUGGUUCUUCCAGCUCUGGCAUCUUUGCUUGCGUCUCCCCGCGAAUAGCGACAUUGGCAAUAGCGAUCCUCGGCAUCGUCAUCCACCUCAACACUUACUCUUGGCUCGGAUCACUCAAUUCGAUACUCCCCGAUGUGCCUGAGAGAGUUGUAGCGUCCGUACCUACAGCCUCGCUUCCAUUCAUACCGUUUGCAGACAGAUUUGCCCCUUCUGCAGCUAAAGCCGACCAGUCGUACGAUCUCGCAGCAGCAGCUACAGUAGCUGCUGCUGCCACCGCCACCACCACCUCCGACGUUCAAGGUUCAGCAAACAAGCACGUCUAUCUACCAGAAUGGAUCGCAGAAGCCAAAGCCUACCUGAAAGCGCAAGGGUUGUCCUAUGUACCAACCCAAGCUAGCACCAAAGCCGAAUCUUCCUCGAACAAUAAUGCUGCUGCUGAAAGCGCCAAAGCAAACGACGCCAUCACAUAUGGUCGAUAUAGCGACGUCUCUGAUGCUUUGCCGGCAGGCUUUCCGAUCGUUGACGACGGCGCAGAAGACCUCGAGCGCAUGCAGUGGGAUGCACUACGUCUCGUCAUCGGUACGCUGCGAUGGUACAUCCUCCUAAGCGUCGUCUGCUGCUGCGCUGGUGUGGUAGGCGUCUUGCGCUCUCAACUGCUACUCUCUCGACUUUUCGUCCUUCAUUCGUUCCUCGACUUUCUUCUCUCGACACUCUCGCUCUUUGCCCUAGCCCUCGUCUGCACCUAUCCCAGCGUUCGCGCACAUCUUUGCGACGAGUUUGGCUCGGGCGAGCUUCGAGGCUGGUUCUCGAGCUCGAAAUCGACUAGGGGAUCAAAUCUUGCCGUCAGCGACCGCGCACACUUGAGCGCCAACUUGGCUCAGACUGGAGGAUCGGCGUUGUCAGGCGGAUCUCCCGACGUGAACGUAGCAGCAUCAGGAUGGGACACUCUACUCGACGGUGUCUUCGCCUCAGAAAACUGCGAAGAGAGCUUCAGGACGACACUGGUGCCAUUAUUGAUGGUGUUUGGACUCUGCUUUACCGCUGUACGUCUGCAGUGCUUCUUUUUGGUACAGCGCUUCUAUGCAUCGUUACUAAGGACCAAGUUGUAUCACUAUGGUUAUGCCAUAAUGUCUGCAUCGGAAGAGUCGGGAGUAUAUGACUCCACGUCGCAGCUUCAUGGCGACUCUACGAGAGAGUGGAGAAGGAAAAAUACCAAGCUUGUUGAUUGA
This is a messenger RNA of Mycosarcoma maydis (corn smut), 1233 nucleotides long. RefSeq lists its product as uncharacterized. The coding region runs from base 1 to 1233 and encodes 410 amino acids. The record is from RefSeq and is a predicted model, not a curated record. NCBI's taxonomy places the organism in Eukaryota, Fungi, Basidiomycota, Ustilaginomycetes, Ustilaginales. The transcript has a single exon.